Messenger RNA from Drosophila sechellia, 1323 nucleotides. RefSeq names its product serine/arginine repetitive matrix protein 1. The record is from RefSeq and is a predicted model, not a curated record. Lineage: Eukaryota; Metazoa; Arthropoda; Insecta; Diptera; Drosophilidae. The transcript is spliced from 2 exons. The coding region runs from base 1 to 1323 and encodes 440 amino acids.
AUGUCAGCACACGUGUUUAACGCCCGGGAAGUUAGAGAGACCGGCGCCGGGGAACAGCCCGGAGCGAUAUGGAGUAGGGAUUCCGAUUCCUACCUCCAGCUCCUGGCGUCACCCCUGGUGUCGCGAUCUCCAUCCCCGGGAAGUGUGGAGCACCCGGAGGAAAUUCCGGACAUAGAGCUCGAGGACGACCAGCCAAUGGCGGAGGCGGAGGGCGCGGCCGAGGUCAUCACCCUCUCCUCGGAGAGCGAAGAAGACGAUGACGGAGCCGAGACGGUCAAGCCGGAGGUGUCAUCGGACGAGAACGAGACCGCACGGAAGGCCAGGGCGCGGAUGGCUUACCGGAGCGUCCAGCGGGCUACGCAGGGCCAGGGACGGAUACGCCUCGGAGUCACGCUGUCGACCGAGGACCCGGUGGAAAUGAGACGGUUCAUGGAGGCACGGGUCGCCACCCUGCGGCGUUUCCAGCAAAUGUCACCACCACCGCCACCACCACGGAUGAUGGCGCCGCAGUCACCGCCACCGCCACCACCCCGGAUGACGGCGGCGCAGUCACCGCCACCGACACCACCACGAAUGACGCCAGCGCAGGCGCCGCAGCUGACGCCGCCGCGGCCGAAGCCGGCGUCGAUGCCGACACCACCACGGCCGCCGCACACGUCGUCGACACCACCGCCGCAACCUCGCACGCCGACUCCACCACCCCAGCAGGGGGAAUGGUCGCGGUAUGACAGGCAACAGGCGUGGGAGAUUCCGCAGGCCCACGUCGGCCAGGUGGUCCGCACGUUCGAGAUGGGCGGGCGGCUAUGGCACCAACAGUCGGUGACGUGGACGUGGCCCGCAUCGGUGGAGACCGAGGACGCGCCGGAAGCCCGGGCUUGGGAAGAGGCGGAAGCGAUCGGCUGGAGAACGCCGGACCAGGUGUCCCGUGAUCCGCGGUUGCGCGCCCGAGCAAGAGAAGCAAACCCGAAGAAGGAGGGCUCGACGGAGGAGAGCCCGGGAGAAGCAAACCCGGAGAAGGAGGAGUGGAGUUGGCCGGCGCCAGGCGAGGCGCCACCACCACCAAAGCUGCCGAGGCAGAUGUCGUGCCCGGAGGCGAGGCAACCGCCGCCCCGCCCAUGCCCCUGCAGGCAGGCGUCGCUUGACGGGCGGAAGUGGAGAGUGGUACCGACGGAAGACUGGCCGCCCCAGGUGGCCGAGGAAGCGGCUCGACAAGGAGCCCGGAAUCGAAGAGUGCACUGGGCCAAGUUGUUCGAACUGGGUGGCCAGCGCUACCGCCUUAAGGUACGGAGGGGCGGGGAGGUGAGAGUGACGGUCGCCGAAUAA